UCCAAUAUCUACUUAAGUAAAUUUAUUAUAAUUAAAAAACUUUACAUUGAAGGUCGCUUUAUUAUUUCACAAUAAUGUCGAAUAGUCAAACCGCUGAACGGGAGUGUGGCGCGAGAUAAAUCAGCUUGUUUUCCUUAUCAAGAUUAUAAUAGUGAUAAAAAUAUCCAAGAGAAAACUAUACAUCGGUUACUUGUCACGUGGAAGUCAACGUUUGUGCUCUUACUGCGCCAAAAUGUUAGCUAAAAUAUUCACCACCGUCAAAUAUACUUUAAUAACAGUUAAUUUUUUAUUUCUGGUGACUGGAAUUAUAAUACUAUCCGUGGGUAGUUCUGUGCAGUCCGCGUACAAUGGUUACCAUGAAUUUCUGUCUGAAAGAUUUUUCUCCCUUCCCGCGUUUUGCAUCGCGACUGGUAUUAUCAUCUUCCUCAUUUCUUUUGCUGGUUUUUACGGAGCAUUUAUGGAAAACUAUUACAUGAUUCUAGCGUUUGCCGGAUCUAUGUUGUUGAUGUUCAUAUUUCAACUGUCAGCGUGUAUCUCGGGAUAUGUGUUGCGCGGUAACACAGUGGCACUCGUGCAGAAGCAGCUCAUCAGCACCAUGGAUCUUUAUGGUCCUAACAAAAACUUUGAAGUCACCAAGCUGUGGGAUGAAAUACAGUCCGAUUUUACUUGUUGUGGCGUGAUCAACUCAAGCGAUUGGCUAAGUCCAUUGAAUACCAGCAUGACUCGAGGUGUCCCUGUGAGCUGUUGCAAUCACGUCUAUGGUGCUAUUAAUACUUUCACUUGCAACACAACCGUUGCAUACGUCACUGGAUGUUCCGAAGCCUUCGGUAACUGGGUUCAGUCACAUGCUGCGGCUAUUGGAAUAUCGGGAAUCUUUCUGGUUUUAAUGCAGGCUCUAGCUGUUGCUGGUGCUGUAUGGCUGGCUAACAUAACGCGACGAGAGAGAGAGUUUCCAUAAAGUAAUAUAAUUAACACUUAUUAUUUUAAUUGUUAGGUGUAUUUUAAAAUAAAAUAAAAAUAUU
Messenger RNA from Vanessa tameamea, 1022 nucleotides. RefSeq names its product tetraspanin-4-like. The record is from RefSeq and is a predicted model, not a curated record. Gene Ontology annotation, cellular component: plasma membrane. NCBI's taxonomy places the organism in Eukaryota, Metazoa, Arthropoda, Insecta, Lepidoptera, Nymphalidae. The coding region runs from base 233 to 958 and encodes 241 amino acids. The transcript has 5 exons.